UGAGAGGUUCUGGGGAAUGGGGGCGGGAUGGCGCAGGCGCGCUCGGACUCCGGCCAGCGGAGCGUAAACAAGGCGCUGGAAGGGAUGAGGGGGCGGUCGGAGUCGAGCGAGGCCCGGAGCCGCUGAGGCUGAGCCCGCACCCCCAAGCUCCCCGCCGGCCGGCCGGCCGGGGGUCCCGCCGCUCAGGGAGGCGCCAUGAACCUGGCCAGUCAGAGCGGGGAGGCCGGCUCCGGCCAGCUGCUCUUCGCCAACUUCAACCAGGACAACACGUCCCUAGCUGUUGGCAGUAAGUCAGGUUACAAAUUCUUCUCCCUGUCAUCUGUGGACAAACUGGAACAGAUCUAUGAAUGCACCGACACAGAAGAUGUGUGCAUCGUGGAGAGGCUGUUCUCCAGUAGCUUGGUGGCCAUAGUUAGCCUGAAAGCCCCACGCAAGCUGAAAGUCUGCCACUUUAAGAAGGGGACUGAGAUUUGCAACUACAGCUAUUCCAAUACAAUCCUGGCUGUCAAACUAAAUAGACAGAGGCUGAUAGUAUGCCUAGAAGAGUCUCUGUACAUACAUAACAUACGAGACAUGAAGGUGCUGCAUACAAUCAGGGAGACGCCCCCCAACCCUGCUGGCUUGUGCGCCUUGUCAAUAAACAAUGACAAUUGCUAUCUGGCCUACCCAGGAAGUGCGGCCAUCGGAGAGGUGCAAGUCUUUGACACCAUCAAUCUGAGAGCUGCUAAUAUGAUCCCAGCUCAUGAUAGUCCCUUGGCUGCAUUGGCCUUUGAUGCAAAUGGCACUAAACUUGCCACAGCAUCAGAAAAGGGGACAGUGAUCCGAGUAUUUUCCAUUCCAGAGGGACAGAAACUCUUUGAAUUCCGAAGGGGAGUGAAGAGGUGUGUAAGCAUCUGCUCAUUGGCCUUCAGCAUGGAUGGCAUGUUCCUCUCUGCAUCCAGUAACACAGAGACAGUGCACAUCUUCAAACUCGAGACUGUGAAAGAAAAACCUCAGGAAGAGCCCACUACCUGGACAGGUUACUUCGGAAAAAUGCUGUUGUCCUCCACAAGCUAUCUGCCCUCUCAAGUCACAGAAAUGUUUAACCAGGGUAGAGCCUUUGCUACAGUCCGUCUGCCAUUCUGUGGACACAAAAACAUCUGUGCUCUUGCCACAAUCCAGAAGAUUCCCCGUUUACUGGUGGGAGCUUCUGAUGGAUACCUCUAUAUGUACAACCUGGACCCCCAGGAAGGAGGAGAGUGCACGCUAAUGAAACAGCACAAGCUAGAUGGCAGUAUGGAGCCAGCCAAUGAAAUUUUAGAGUCUGCGUCACAUGACCGGCCACUAGUAGCACAAACAUAUAGUGCUGCUGUGACAAAAGGUACUUAUGUGCCUUCAUCACCCACAAGACAUGCCUAUCCAGAGGAUCUGGGUGCAGUGGGUGGAGCUUGCCUGGAAGAUGAAACCAAUGCACUGCGAUUGGAUGAAGACAGUGAGCAUCCUCCCAUGAUUCUUCGGACUGACUGAACUUUGACCUGUGAACUCACUCCUAAAGCAGAGAACACUGGCCUGAUGUUUCUUGAGGAAUCUCGUGUUAUGCUGCUAUGAACUUUGGCAUGAAUUGGGAGAGAGGAUGACAGACUCCAAAACCAGUUUUAAACGUUGUAGCUGUAGUCCUAAUUCUAUACCAUUGGGAAAAUAUAUGGUUUCAAUUCAGUGGCUUUUAAUCUUGCUUAUCUAUUUUAGCUGUGUGUGGUUUUGCUUUUUUGUUUUUUGGGGGGGGGUUGUUUUGUUUGCUGUUGUUGCCAAAACCUGCUGUUUGUGCAGUCCUCAGAACCUACUAGCUUUGCAUGCAUUCAUGUGCCAAGCAAGCAUAGGAGAGAGAAGCCACUUGAUAACAAACUAAAGUUUGUAUUUUUUUAUAUAUGUAUAUAAUACUUAGCAUAUAUAAGGAAGGAGUGGAAAAGUGGUUCUGGAUGCUGAGGCUGGUUCUGCACUGACAAAGGUCCAAAUGGUUCCCUUUCAUUGGCUUGCAGGCAUGCCUCAUGACUGACAUGCAACCUUUAAGAUGCAAUAUCCUGUUUCUUGGGUUCCCCCUCCCCUUCCCUGAACCAUUUGGUUAAUUAAAAUUCCUUCUGAAUGUUGCUUAUUUGUGGGAGUGUUCUAUUUGUUGGGAUGGAAGGCCUGUUUCCUGACUGGAAUUUCUUCUGUCCCCAAGAAUAUGUAAUCUAGAAAGUGCCUGUACAGGAAAACAUUUUAGGGGAAGGAAAGCUAGGAAGGGGUAGACAUUUACUGUUUUUAGAUGUGUGUUCAUCUAUCCUUGCUAUUUGGAGCUGUCUGUCUUCAAGCCAAGUUAGCCAAUAUGCUGACUUAGAAGAAGUGUUUCAGGUUAAUAACUUGGAAAGCACUUUCUUCUUCCCUCCCUCUGUUAGAUCAGUUAUGUCCCUGUCAGAGCAGCAAUAAUCUCUCAUUUUAUACCUGCUUUAAUCCCUCAGAGCAAGGCCAGCAUCCUUCCUGCCAAGGACUGGAUGGAGAUCGCUUCAGAGUCUGUCAGCCCUACUUCUUAAAUGGCCUUAAGGUUUUGCAUUGGGAAGAUACAACGCUCCCCUCUCCUUUCCUUGUCUCCGUCCAAUUUGGAUCUGAGCAUGCUGCCUCAGUAAUGAAGGUUGAGGAAUUAUGGAAUGCUGAUGUAAAUAUAAAUGACUAUCCAUUUGAGUUCCAGCUUUUGAGAGUUAUUAAUCUUCUCUCAAGGGUUCCUUGGAUAACUAAACUACAUUGUGUGUUGCCUCCAUUUCCACCGGCUUGAGGAGCACUUCUGAUGCACUUGAAAGGGAUGGUUGUCCAUUAGGCAGCUCUGGAAUGACAGUUCUUGAACUGCUGUGACCCUGGCUAGGAGUGAACAAAGUUGGGCAAUGCUGCCAUCUAUUUAUAAUGUGCCUUUUGGAUAUAUUAGGUGAGCAAAAUGAUUACCACAGCCUUCAGGUGUGAGUGUUGCUUUCCUUAGACUGUAAGUCUCCUUUACCUUUCAGAUAGUGAAACUGAUUACCCAUCUCUCACUCUGGCAUAUCUUUCAAACAACCAACCAACCCCAAACAGAUUGGAACAAAAGGGAAAGUCAUAAAUCUUGAGAGAGAACAGAACCAGGAUUUCCUUGAGUGCUUUCCCAAAUUUAACUUUCCUACCAAUCACACACAACUAUGGUGCUGCUUAGAUUUAGGAUUUGUUACUAUGCAUGUUGUUGAAUAGGGGCCGGCAGUGGGGGCAAUUUGUCCCCAGAGCUCAGCACAGGUAGCUGGGCUUCUGUUUCCUUUAAGGGAGCAGAGGAUGGUGGUAGGCCCUGCCAAAGAGUCUUGUCUUAUGUACAAACUUACCUGUCGUCAUGCUGUCAUUAUAAAAUGAACCACUGUUAGUCAAAUCAGUUUCCUGAAAGAGAAUCUUCAUCGUUCUCUCCCAGAUCCUUCUCAUGGGGUGGGGAGGUGUCAGAUUUGCCUUUACCCACUUUGAGCUCUCCGCUGUUCUGGAUACGUUGAAUGGAGCAACUAGGUUGGGCCUCUUCAGUGGUCUCCUCUGAGUGUAUUAUGUUCUGAAACAUGUUGAAAUCUCAUUAAGUCUCUGAACUUCAAGCUCUGUCAGAAAACUAAGCCCCAUAAAUAGAAUUUGUGACCAUUUGUGAACCACUGUGGGCUUUGCUGUGGAACUUAUAACUUUAGUGAGGCCUGAAAUGCAAGUCUUACAGCAAAUACAAGCUCAGCAGGUUUUGUUGGUAGCCGAAUAACUACCAAGAGACUUCAGAUGUGGUUCUGGUCACGUCCGUUUUGAUAACCCAUUUGGAGGCUUGGCAUAAAUUCUAAACUCCAUCAGAAGGGCUUGUAAUAAACAGUCAUGAGCACCCCUGAUGUAACAUAGGUCUGGUAAAGGUACAAGCUUUACAACUUCUGAGUUAUAAUGGCACCAAAAAAUACUUUCCUUCAUUUCAAUGUAAACUAAGGGAAUUUCCUGACAGUGUUCCCCUUUAAAAAAAAAAAAAAAAAAAGCUAGUGCUAGUGUGCAACACUCACAAAAUACUACACACCUGUCAGGACAUUCAUAGUUUAAGGUUCCAGCACCAACCUUAGCUCUGCCUCUCUGCUCAUUGUCUACCUAUAAGCUUGAGACCCCUCACACGCUAGCUAUAUUUCCCAUAAAUGCCAUAGACUACCAUCUCCACCCAUAUUCUACAUACGGACAGAUGAAUAGUUUACUAGAGACUCAAUACUCAUCCAAGUCACCCUUCUGCUCCAGGCUGAAGGCGAUAAUUUCUAGUAUCUUGACCUUCCUGUGCGGUCCAGAGAUUAUCCUUGCUUGGCCAGCAUACCCCUAUGGGCCAGAGAGCCCAACCUACCUCACUCGCCAUCAUUGCUGUACCUACCUGUCCAAUGGAGGUCAAAGAAGCCACUUUCAAGAGAUCUGUCUUUAUCCAAACCACUCAACACACCAGCUGGUCACAGAUCCUAGAAUAUGUAUCCCUGACUAUGGGGGUGAUCUUUCGUCGGCUUCUGUCCCCAUGGGAAGGAGCUGGCUUGCAUGUAGGCCCUGCUUGGCAACCGCCUUUCUGUCCUGCAAGAUGUGGCUGUCAUAUCUCCCACCUGGCCCUAUCUUGUAGGUCUGUCACCAGUUGUGAUGUAAACAAUUCAGGGGUUGAGAGAAACUCACUGCAUCUCCUCAUCCCUUCCCCGUUCAGCCUGGAUCUUAAACAUUGCCUCAGCAGAAGUGGGAACCUGGCCAUUGGGAACUGGCUGCUGACAAAUAUAGGAGUUCUCUUUAGCAUAGGGCUUAAUCCCAGGUAUAUAAGGGGCUGCCUUAUGGUGACAACCCACUCUUCCGUCAUGUAUCCUCAUAUGACUAAGGAGCGUACUAUUGGAAGUCCUGUGCUCCACACUGCAGGUGGUGUUAAAACCUUUAACUGUGAAUUUCCUGAGUUUCUAGUGUGUGCGUAGGGUUCAUAUUUUAUUAACGCUCUAGCGGGCAAUAUAUUCUCAGCCAUAACUCCACCUACAUUUUCUUUAAAUACUGCACUUAUCAAAGGCUUAUUUUUAACAAUAAAGCUUUUUGGGGAAAGUGUCAGUAUGUGGUGAAAUGUAUAACCAAAGAUGACAUGCUGCGGGGGGGAAAUGUGUGUAGUCUUGGAAUUCUAAACUCAGGUGUUGCUAGGUUCUAGGGUUACUAGUUCCCAUUGAGUACCAUAGAUAGAGGAGGGGCUGCGCUUCAGAUACUUUUUGUUAAUGUGUACAUAGCUAGCAAGUGUGCUUGUUCUGUGGCUGCUUUGAGAUCGGUCAGUUCUUGUAAUUUUUCUCUUAUUUUUUUUCUUGAGUUAUGAACCAGGAGAUGUUGCCUGCUUUGGACUCUCCCUAGAGCAUUGUUCCCGCAGUAUAACCGUAGGUAAAUCUAGCAGUUAAAAAGUAACUGGGCAUGGCAGAGAGGAGAACAGAGCAUUGUAGAAUCAUGUGAGGAAGUGGCAGGAGGUUCCUAAAGGCUGCUGCUUUUUUCCUAAAGUCCCAAUUCAGCCAGGCACUGAAGCACGUGAGUGGUCCAGUGAAAUCAGUUAGGCUCAAAGUUAAGCACCUUGCUGAAUUGGGGCUCAGCUGAGGAAUUUCUUAGGACUAAUACCCGAGGACUAAAUUUCCCUAAAGGAGUAGGGAAAAGCUAUCCCCUUUUUUUUUUUUUUUUUUUUAACUGCCUCAGAUUGCAUAUAAACAUCAGUUGGAGUACGAACCUGAAGCUGUUUCCUUAAGUAUAGUAACAGGAGUUUCAAGCUGAAAGGAAGUUGUUUACAGCUAAUAAUUAAAAAAAAAAAAAAAAAAGGAGACCAAUUGGAGAACUACCACCACUUAAUAAUUCAGCCAGAGACCUAGGGUUGUGAAUCUGAUCAGCAGAACUUUUUUCUACUGGGAAUCUCACACUCUGCUUCCUUGGUUCUAAUAAUGGCAUCUGCACAAAAGAUAACGUGUAAUAAGGUUUUAGAAUUUCUUUCCUAGAGGGUCACCCCAGCUACUCAGCAUAUUUUUCUCUUCUAUGCAGACCAGUUGCGGCUGUCUGGGGGAAUAAUCAUGUCCUCCCACCCCCCAAAGCAUUGUCUGUGGUCCUACUCGCUGUACUUGCACAGCUCAAAACCCCUGCCCUGCUUUGAAAGUUUUAUCCCUGAUAAUUAAAGCCCAACUGCAAGGAGCACAGUAAAGUUUUGAUUUAACCUAUUAGCACUUGAGGUCAAGGCUUAAGUGUCUUCUCUGUGCAAGCAUAAUUCUUCAUGUUUCUGGGAGUUACGCCAUAUGCUGAAAGGAGAUUAGACCCUUAAAAUGCUAAUGCGGCUCAGGAAAGUGCUCACAAGCAAGAGAGUCUGGCUCCUGGUGUGUGAAUAACUCACUUCAAAUAGCAAUUUCACAAUUGAAGGCACUUAGCAAAUUUUCAUUUAUGCAUCUUUAAUACUUAACGGGCACAAUCCAUCUCUGUAAAAUAGCGGACAACAGGUCUUCACUCUGUCUUGCAAGUAGCUACUUUUCCAUGUGCAUUGUGGGUGUCUUGGCUCUAUACUGUUCAUAUGGCUGCAGAAAUUGCACAUUAGUCCUUACUUCCUUUGUACAUAAUUUGAUUAAUUUGUAAGUGGGUGGGGAAUUGGGUAGUAACUAGUGUGAGGAGUCCAGUCCCCAGCUCCUGAAUUUAAUUGAGUCAGCGUCUUUCUCAACCCUCUCGACCCAGUCAAAUCUUUCCCUUUCAGAUUUACUUCCUUAUCUGGAAGAAGGUGCAUCCUGCAGUGCUAAUACGCUUCUGCUCAAUGUCUGUAUAAAAAAAUGGCAAAAUCUGUUCACAAAUAACAUUCCACACUACCAAGUGUCCAGCUCUUACUGCUAGCCCAUUGCUGUUCAACUUUUAUAAUUGCAUAAGAAAUUAAACCUGUGUUGUGAUA
Messenger RNA from Trachemys scripta elegans, 6919 nucleotides. It is a transcript of the gene WIPI2, whose product is annotated as WD repeat domain, phosphoinositide interacting 2. Gene Ontology annotation, cellular component: phagophore assembly site membrane; cytosol; extrinsic component of membrane. Gene Ontology annotation, biological process: protein localization to phagophore assembly site; nucleophagy; protein lipidation. NCBI's taxonomy places the organism in Eukaryota, Metazoa, Chordata, Testudines, Emydidae. Gene Ontology annotation, molecular function: phosphatidylinositol-3,5-bisphosphate binding; protein binding; phosphatidylinositol-3-phosphate binding. The transcript is spliced from 12 exons. Bases 196 to 1506 code for a protein of 436 amino acids. The record is from RefSeq and is a predicted model, not a curated record.